This is a messenger RNA of Megalops cyprinoides (Indo-Pacific tarpon), 2685 nucleotides long. It is a transcript of the gene umodl1, whose product is annotated as uromodulin-like 1. The coding region runs from base 1 to 2685 and encodes 894 amino acids. Gene Ontology annotation, molecular function: peptidase inhibitor activity; protein binding; calcium ion binding. Lineage: Eukaryota; Metazoa; Chordata; Actinopteri; Elopiformes; Megalopidae. The record is from RefSeq and is a predicted model, not a curated record. Gene Ontology annotation, cellular component: cell surface; extracellular region. The transcript is spliced from 16 exons.
AUGCACUGGAUCUUCUGUGCCUGCCUUGCCGCAUCCAUCCUUGGACUCAGCCUGGAACACAACACCUUCUUUGAAGGAUAUGACCUGUCUCUAUCAGGUUAUCAUUUAUGCACUGAAACAAUGGUCAUAAAUGAUAGCCAAGUGAUGUCGUACAAGACUGCCUACACAGAGAGGAUUUCCUGCGGAGGCUGGCUUCCCUGGAAGAUGUGUCAGAGGACUCUGUAUAAAACAGUCUAUAAAACUGUGUUUGUCCAAGUCAGAAAAGAGACCACCAGGUGUUGUGAUGGAUAUGAACAAGUCGGCAGCUACUGCGCUUUACCGUUGAGCAGGAGUGCAGAGUUCACUGCCAAGCCAGGGUCCUGCCCAGAAAGGACAGAGGCCUGUGGUUCUGUAUGUGAAUGGGACACAGAUUGCCCUGGGUUUCAGAAGUGCUGCAAGGCGGAAGGCCGCUCUUGCUGCAUUAACACAAUGGCUGAAGAUGAAGACAGAGAAUGGUGCCUUCAUGUAACCAUCGUUGUGAAGACAAAUUUUGAAGACUUGGUCUCGAAGCAUGAGGGAAUCCUGAAUCAUACUCGGCUCUUACAUGCUAUGGUCACGGGAGCACUGAACUCCUCAGAUUGCUCUGUGUUCUACCUCCGCUCGCGCCAACAUGGCCCCUUCAGCACAGCCUCUGAGAUUCUGAUUGGCUCCUCUCAGGAACUGUCCCUGCAGAACAUCACUUCCCAGCUGCACCUUCUCGUAAAACAUAUUGAGGAAGUAUCCAGCGUGGAGGUGCAAGAUAUGGAUGAAUGUGCCCAUGUGGAACUGAACAACUGCUCACCGGACGCUGACUGCAUCAACACUGAGGGGUCUUACAGCUGCUCCUGUCGCCCUGGCUUCACUGAUCUGAGCUUUAACCUCACUGGCUCACAUUGCCAGGCUGUGCAGACUCUAAGGGGGAAAGUCCGCUUGACUAACGUGGAAUUCACAGAAGCCUUUCUGAACUCCAGCAGCCAGGACUACCUCAAUUUCACCCAAAACAUUGAGAGAGAGAUCAUAGCAGGUCUGUCUCCAGACAUGCAGGAUCUGGUAUAUUCCGGUGCUGUGAAUAUCCAGAUAACAGGCCUUGCUUCUGGAAGUGUGGUGGUGAACUUUGUGAUGGUGUUCUCUCUGAAUGGAUCCCAGGACAUCACCAAUGUAUCUUGGGCUCUGAUGCGGUCCCUGCAGAACAGUUCCAAAUACAUUGUGGACGGUAGCAGCUCCAGCAUAGACGAUUUUGAUGAGUGCUUAGCAGGUGAUGCAGAUUGCUCCCUCUUUGCUGUGUGUGAAAACACUUGGGGUUCCUAUACCUGCACCUGCAGAGAGGGGUUUACAGACACAAACCCCAAUAAGAGAGGCCGAACCUGUGCAGAUGUAGAUGAAUGCUCCACUGGUGUGAACACAUGUCACAGGAAUGCAAAUUGCUACAACUCUGUGGGGAGCUACAACUGCAUCUGUCAGGAUGGCUUUAGAGACAUUGGUUCAAACUACACAGGCAGGAACUGCACAGCUUGGCCCACCACAGCGUCCACACUGUCCAGCACAACACUCAGCAGCACAAGCAGCACGAGCAGCACAUCCACAACAUCCAGCACAUCCAGCACCGCAGCAAAUUCGCACACAACCCCAACCCUGACGUCGCUGGCGCCAGUUAUUUCACAGGAGGAUGCCAUCGUCGUCGAGUGCAGUGCCAACGAGAUCUCAGUCAGUGUGGUGAAGGAGUUUCUAAGGUCCAAGUUCAUCACAGGGAGCUCUCUGUACCUGGGAAGGCAGGAGUGUGGCGUGACCGCCGACAACACUAGUCAUGUCCAGCUGACUGUCACCUGGGGGCAGUGCGGUGUCACGUUCCAGCAUAACACAACUCACAACAGUGCUCAGAUAACUUUGUAUAAUAACCGGACCUCAGGUUCUCUGAUUGCACCUAAAGCAUUCCUAGAGGUACCCAUUGUGUGCACGUACAGAAGCAGCAUCCUCAUCUCCACAGGCUAUGCCCCGACAGGCUAUGACAUGAUCAAAGACAUAGUUGAAGGAUCUGGGACCUUCCAUGUGACCGUUCAGAUUCUGAAUGGAACUUCCCCUCUCCCUCAAAAUUACUCGCUGUCUCCAAAUGAAGAGGUUGUAGUUGAAGUGGCAAUCAACUCCACACUGGAGCAAAUCAAGCUCGUCAUCAAUGAAUGUUGGGCUACCCCGACAAGCAACCCCUCAGACUCCACAUCCUACUUCUUCCUGCAAAACAGUUGCCCAGUCCCUAACACAUACACCACAGUUCUACAGAAUGGGAAUUCCAGCAGAUCUCGUCUAGCGCUGCGUAUCUUCUCAUUUGUGGAGCAGAGUGUAAUAUACUUGCACUGUAAAAUUCAGAUUUGCAUUGAGACCGCAGAGGCCACCUGCAGACCGGACUGCACACCACGCACAGGGAGAUCCAUCAAUGUAGUUGGUAUAGCAAGAGCAUCGUAUGGUCCUAUCUUUAAGAAUAGAAAUGGGUCAACCAAAGAUAUGAUUGAUGCAUUCCCAGAGGUAGCCGCCAUCAUCCUGGGAGUGGGAAUAGGCCUUCUGCUCCUCGGGGUUCUGACCCUGGUCUGUUACCGAAAGAGGCGAGUUGGACACUACAAUUUCAACUUCAAACCCAAUCAAGAGAAAUUCACAUAUCAUGUUUUUGAUACUUAA